GCCGGGCCGCCGCGGGCCGGGCCGGGGGAAGGCUCAGGCUGGCUAGCCCGGGUCCCGGGCCGUCAAGGGCUCCGGCAAGCGUGCGGGGAUGAGCGGAACCCUGGGCCGGGCGGCGGCGGCUCUGCUCCGCUGGGGGCGCGGCGCGGGCGGCGGCGGCCUGCGGGGCCCGGGCGUGCGGGCGGCGAGCUCGGGGGGCAGCGGCUCGGCCGAGCACCUGGACGCGCUGGUGAAGAAGGACAAGGUGGUGGUCUUCCUCAAGGGGACGCCGGAGCAGCCCCAGUGCGGCUUCAGCAACGCCGUCGUGCAGAUCCUGCGGCUGCACGGCGUCCGCGACUACGCGGCCUACAACGUGCUGGACGACCCCCAGCUCCGGCAAGGCAUUAAAGACUAUUCCAACUGGCCCACCAUCCCGCAGGUGUACCUCAACGGCGAGUUUGUGGGGGGCUGUGACAUUCUUCUGCAGAUGCACCAGAACGGGGACCUGGUGGAAGAACUGAAAAAGCUGGGGAUCCGCUCCGCCCUUUUAGAUGAGAAGAAAGACCAGGACUCGAAAUGAGGGCGGCCGGGGCCAGGCAGCCACCGGCGUCAGAGACUCAGCGCCAGAAAAGCCUUACGAUUUUGGUUUUCACUCUUCAGACAGCUGCCGGCCCUGAUUCUUCCAGUCUGUGAGCAGUCGGGUGAUUUUAGCGUGUCUUGUGCCGGGCAAGGAGUAUCCUGUUGUGAACGUAAUUGUAACCACUGCACUGUAAUAAUCAAUGUUGUAUUAGGAGAUCAUUGUAAGCACAGUUUCUUCUUCUAUUGUCCUUUGCUCUUUGCCUGAUUCAGGAGUAAAAAUAGGAGCUUUUGAAUCAUCAUUGUCACUUGUGAGUCCUCUGCAAAUGUAUCAGUCUGCAAAGAUAAUAUAUCCCCCCUUCAAGUUUUUUGUAACUUGUUCUGUUAAGAAAAAUGAUGGACAAGGAAGAAAAUAGGAUAACUGGGGUGUUUUUUUAAAAAUAAACUGCCAACCCAGGGGUACGGUGUGUGAGUUGUUAAUCUGAAUAGCAGUGAGUCUGUGUCUUAGCCCAUGUGGGCUGCUGUAACAGAAUGCUGCAGACUGAAUGGCUUAGAAACAACAGAUAUUUUUCUAUCAGGGAAAAAAAAAAAAAAGAAAACACCAGAUGUUUGUUUUUCACAGUUCUGGAGGCUGGAAGUCCAGGAUCAAGGCUCUGGCAGGUUAGGUGUGUAGGGAGGACCUGCCCCUGGUUCGCAGAGAGCCGUCUUCUCACCGUGUCCUACAGAAGCUCUUUAGGGUCCCUUUGCUAAGGGCACUAAUCCUGUUCAUGGGGGCUUCACCCCCCCACUACCUCAUCACCUCCCAAAGACCCCACCUCUUAAAACCAUCACUUUGCGGGGUGUGUGUUAACACAGGAAUUUUGAGGGGACACAGGCGUUCAGUCUGUAGCAAUCUGUAAGGAUUUUUAUCACCUCUGAACUUUUGAUUUUAGGAAUUAAGAGUGAUUCUCAUAAUCUUCUGUUCAGUUUGCCCCUAAAAUUGCCAUCAGUCUGUGUUCUAAUUUCUCAAGGAGAAGUUAAGUAUUGUACAUGCUGAGUGGUGGUGAUGGUCCAGUUAGGGCUGGGGUGGACUGGUGAGAAGUGAGGUGGGGCAAGACCUGUGCGUGGCCAGCUGCGCUGCAGCUGGAUGGGGAGAAGCCGUUAGUCGUCCAAAGAAUGGGACCUAAUGCAUAUUUUAUUUCUUAAGAAUGGGGCCUUUAUACAGAAGGACGUAAGUGGAGUCAUAGCCAAGAUCUUCCCGUAUAUGGUACCUUUAUGACAAGGCUGUCACUCCACCCUGAGUCUGGCGGUAGAGCUGGAGGUAAGCUUUAUGGCAGCUCACGGGCAGAAAGCCCAUACUGGCACGGUGUGCCUCUGGGUCCCCAGAAUCAUGGCUUAAACAGAGCAUCUAUUUAGAAGCGCAUCUUUACAGUGGCAGAGGUAGGAAGAAGAUGCAUUUUUUAAUGAAAAGGGCAAAAAUGACAAUAUGGAAAGAAGGAUGGCUUAUCCCUCCAGAGCCAUUCUGGAGCCUUGUUCUGUGUGACUCUUUAGUCUGCAUGAGUACCUCCUGGACAGACUGAUGGUGGACAGACUUAGUGAGGGAAGGGUGGACCUGCUGGGGCUGGUAGCUUGCAGUGCUGCCCCUCCCCGAGAGGUUUUGGGGUUCCCAGAAGAAAAGGGAGGCCAGUUAUAGUCUUGCCCCCGCUUCACUCGGGACUGUUCUGUCGGGUGAGAGGCCUGCCCCUUGUAAAUCCCAGCGCUCCAGGCUUCAGGGGGAAGAACAGCAGGUUCUUGUCACAAAGGUUUUGUGUUACGCGACUUGCAGGCUGCAUCCAUCAGUAAGUUUUAUGUCUGCUCUAAGAGCUUACACAGACUUGGAGGAGGUUGGAGCUCAUUUGUUGGAAGCCUUUUGUUUACAGAUCGAAGCGAGGCACUAGAAGGAAGCCCUGUGCUGCUGCUAUGCUGUGGCCAAGCCGAGGUUAUGACCUGUCCUUUGGAAAGAAUACCACGAACAAGUCACUUUUUACUGUCCCUGGAUUUGUACCAGGCCGUGGGCCCACGCAUGAGUCUGCAGAAUUGUCCCUUGCCUUCACAUCGGGUGGGUCAUACGGUGCUUUUCCAUUGUUUUGCUCCUUUUGGCUUUUCCUUAAAUCUGCCUGUAUACCCUUAGGGUUCAUCGGAAAAAUGACGAGAAACUUAUUUGCAGGGAAACAUCCAUGUAAGAAACCUCACGAGAAUAUUCGCACUAGGGCAGAGCCGCCCAGUGAACAAUUUGACGCCAGUGCUUAGGAGUCACAGUGAGAUCGUAUCAGUCACCAGAGAGCCCAAAAGUUUAAGGAAUCACCGGACUCUGCAGAAAUGGGAAUGUUCUUUCCAGAAGUUAAUUAAUACUUUUUUUUCUAUUAUGACAAGUCUUUGCCAAAUGGGAAAUUGAAGAUGCUAUCUGAUGUCAGCCUGAAUAAUUGUAAUGAUCUGCAUAAUUAGAAUUCGCCAUGAUAAUUGGAACUGUGACACCAAAGUUCCUUGUACAAACAGCAAUAUCACACAUCUGUUUAAAAUGCAAGCUCUGCUUCACGGUUUUCCCCUGGAGUACAUUGGCUUGUAUCAUUUGAUUUGAUGUAUUGGAUUUUUGUCACAACUUCCGAGUAUUGUUAUUAAAUAGACCCUUUAGAAAUAGAAGGAGUUAUUUUAGAAAAUUAAACAUUUUGCGUGAGUUGAGGUGGUUUUUGUCUCACAAGCUGGUAGUUACCUAAAUGUCAUUACACUUCAUUUAAGCUAUGAGCUUUGGAGAUAUUUUAGAACAGAAGGGUAGAUUUAUGACGUCUUGGGUUUCGUGUUAUUGGCCCUAUUGAAUUGACUUGGGUAGAAUCUGAGACCUCAAGCUUUCCUGUAAUUAUUAAAGCCACAACAGCUAGCUCGAGAGAGAAUUCUUGUAAAUUUAUUAAAGAGCUUAGAUAAUUUAGAGAAAAAUUGUGUCUUGAGAAGUUGGGUCCUUUGUUAUUUGUGACAGGAAAGAUUGUGCUAAGGGUUCAGAGGAGUGACCUUUGUGUUGGCAAAGUUAAUGUUGGAGUGAAUUUAAACCAGAGGCAAGGGAGCUUCCAGGUUUGUUCCUGAGAAUCACUGACAGGCAAAAAUAGAUACUGGUGGAUGGUCACACAAAAAAGAAGCUGAUUUGAUAGCUAUUUUUAAAAAAUCCAUUUCAUAUUCUGCUUAAGAAUUGGUUAGUAAAUCUCAAAAAUUGCUUUAAGUUAGACUAGGAACUCUGUGGCAGCUAAUCUGAGGGAGAGGGGAGGACUGGUGAAGGGGGAGGAGCUGGUUUCAAGCCCAGGUGCCAAGACAGCCACAGAGUGUCAUAGACGGACUUGCAGGAAGUUGCGUCCUGUCCUGUUCCUGAGAGUAGAUCCCUGCAGGUCUGAGAGCCGCACGGAGCGUCCUGCUGAGACGUGCAACGGCAGAGCAGGCCUCAUUGGGCAGAGACGAAUGAAGCCUGGGGGAAGGUGCCCCAGGCUCCCCCAGGUGUGUGGACACGCGACCAGGCCAGUGAUCCCACUGGGGUUCACUUGGUGAGCUUCCAAGUGGCAGGAAGUGGGUGUUUUUGCCAGGGAGCAAAGUGCUCUCCCAGGAAGCCCUCAUCUUCUGCUGGGCUUCCCCUCUGACAACCUCAGACCCAGCCCUGGGCCCCUGGCAUCAGUUUCUGCACAUUCGCACCUGUUGUCACCUGUUAGCCUCCCUAGGGAUGGGCCCUGAGUUCUCACUUCCCUCCCUCCCCCACUCCCUCCUCUGUCUGCCAUCCCAGCCCUUUCCUUUGUCCCUUUUUUCUUCUGUCCCCUCUGGUUGUUAGCAAUGUGGUCCAGUAAGGCUUUUAGAUCCCCAGGCAUUGGAAUUUUUAAACAGUUAGUUGAUUUCUACUUUGAUAAUACAAUGAAAGUCAGCAAACCCCUGCCUUUCACCUUUCAACACAGUCUUGUUUUCCAGAGGCCACCAGUUUCCGUUCUUAAGCUAUUUCUUCUAUUUGCCUCCAGAUUUCUUAAUAAUAUGCUUAUAAUCGCUAUUUCUUUGCUAAUCAAUUUCCGACAUUAUGUCAUCUUUUUACCAUUUUGCUAGAAAAGGAUUCAAGGCUCUUACAUCAUCACCAACACCCCACACCCAACUUCUCCCUUAUUCAUCACACAGUUAUAAAAUUUUUAGGCUAAAUUGACGGUCAGUUUGAAAGAGAGAGAAAAUCAGUGGAUUAAUCAUUGGUUAGGUGGGUUAGGAAGGAAAAGACCUCUAUCAGAAUAAGGAUGUCGAGAGGGGACCUUUAUGAUUGGAUCACGGAAGAAGACCCCCUCUUCUGAGGUAAUGCUGCAGCAAAGAGCUUCCAACUUUUAAUUCUGCUACCUGUUUAAAAAUAUUAUUUCUGGGAGCUCUUAUUCACUGACUAAUCUCUUUAAAAAUAAAAAUUUACUAGCUAACCAUUGUUAAGUACUUUCUUGUUGUAUAACCAUCACUACCAUCCAUCUCCAGAACGCUUUUCAUCUCGUAAAAUUGAAACCCUGCACCCAUCAAACAACUCCCCAUCCCCCCCUCCCCUCCCCAGCCCCGGCCACCAGCAGUCUACUUUGUCUCUGUAAAUCUGACCACUCCAGGUAGCUCCUAGAUGUGGAAUUAUAUGACAUGUGUCCUUUUGUGAAUGAUUUAUUUCACAUAGCAUAAGGUCCUCAAGGUUCAUCCACAUCGUAGCAUGUGCCAGUCUUUUUUUAAAAGCUGAAUAACAUUCCUUUGUGUGUCUGCACCACAUUUUGUUUAUCCGUUUGUCCAUCGAUGGACACUUGGUUCGCUUCCAUCUUUCGGCAGCUGUGAAUACUGCUGCUGUAGACGUGGGUGUACAAAAUGACUCUUUGAGACCCUGUUUUCGAUUCUUUGGGGUAUAUACCCAGAAGUGGAAUUGCUGGAUUUUACAUUAAAUCUAUGUUUGAUUUUUUUUGAGAAAUGGCCACUGUUUUCCAUAGCGGCUCCACUAUUUUACUUUCCCACCAAUAGCGCACAGACGGUCCAGUGUCUCCACACCCUCGCCAGCACUUCUUACUUUCUGUUUGUUUGUUUGUUUGUUUGGGUUUGGUCUGGUUUUCAGCCCUCCUAAUGGGUAUGAAUGAAUCCCUUUUCUAGCCGCUUGUUCUGCCUUUAUCCUUCAUGGAUGCAAUACCUUAGCUCUGAGGCUAUUACUUACAGCUUUUUAUUAUAAUUAUGAUUAAACCAUUCUUUAAAAAAAGUUCUGCAUUCUCCUUGAGCAUCCAGGUUUCCUCUGUCUGUUUGGGCCUCUCUUUUGUGCUGGAGACUUUCCAGCUGGAGGCUUAGCUACUGGCUCACAUUUGAGAAGUAAAGGACCCAUCAGGGGCUUGGGAUCGAAUAGGGGACUGGGGAACAGUGUGUGUUGUGUGUGUGUGGGCGGUGAGGCUGGAGGCGCCGGCUGCCGGGUGGGUUUCCCUGUACCACAUCUGGAUGCUGAGCUGACCUUCUAUUGGCGAACUCUCACAUCUCACAUGUCAGUAUUUGAAUGUCUAUUCUCUAAGGCUGUUUAAUUUUUCCAGAGAAGACUCUUCCAUCCCACCCAGGGGGUGUGGCCCUGUCUACCUUCUAGAAGCUAGAGUAGAAGGCUGGGGGGCUCUUUCUUCAGAGUGCAGGUCCCCGGCCACUCUGGUUUUCAACCCCAGGCCUCCCACCUCCUCUAUUGUCCCCUAGUCCCCGGGGUGGGGAAGUGGGGCCCCGCUGGGUGAGGUGGAGGAGGAGGAGGAGGGGUCCUGCAGGUCUCUUGCUUCACACCCUUACUUCCCCCCUCGUGCCCCCGCCUCUAGCCCUGGGCCACCCCUCCUGUGUGGUGCCUGCAGCUCGGCCUUGCCACACACACCUUCCUGCCCCGCAACCUUGGGGAGUUCUCUGUCUCCUCUGGCCUCCUCCCUUUCCCCCGUCCUCGUGUCUUCAUAGUAUUUAUCAUUUAUAUCUAUUUGUAUCUUUUUUAUUCAUUUACUUUCCUUUUAGUUUAGAGAGGAAGCCAAAACAAAUCCAGGUGAUCAAUCCCCAUGAUUAACUUCACGUUUCUUUUUUAAGCAGAAUUUUCUCAGAAUUUGUUCAGAUCACAAAAACAAUUUGUUUUCCUUUAGAAAACACUGAGGCCUAGAAAGAAGGAAAAAAUAGGCCAAUGGCCCCACUCACGGAUGAAAGACACUUUUCACAGGGCCCACUUCCUUCUACUUGCUGUUCUUCACGUCGUUUUGCACAGUUCAGGGCAGGCUGUAAAGACAACCUUCUGUUCCACUUUUUCUGCUUUUGGUAUCACAGUGUGCGCGUUUCCCAGGUCAUGACGCUUUGGGAAAUGUUUCGAAUAGCCGUGAAAAUUGCUCCUUGUACCAAAGUUUGCUUUAUUAUCCUAUUGUUUGCCUGCUGGGCUGUUUUCAAUGCGAAGUUUAAUACCGUGCUAAAGGUUUUUGUGCAAAAAGUUUAUUUUAUUUUAAAAGUUUUAAAGGGGAGAUCGGUUUGGCCACAGGUAAGGCAGAGGGUUGAAUGGUGGUCCCCCCAACAGAUACGUGACACCCUAACCCCUGGCACUCACGGAUGUGACCUGAGUGGGAAAAAGGGACUUUGCAGGCGUGAUUAAGGACCUUGAGAUGGGGUGAUGGUCCUGGGUUAUCGGGGCAAGUCCUAAAUCCGGUGACAAGUGUCCUUAUACGUACAAGACAGAAAAGGAGACACGCGGAGGAGGAGGUGAUUGAUGUGAAGAGAGACGUGGAGACUGAGGUGAUGCAGCCACAAGCCGGGGAAGCCCAGCGGACACCGGAAGCUGGAAGAGGCAAAGAACCGCUCCUCCCCUCCAGCCCCCGGAGGGAGCACGUCCAGCCUCCAGGCCUGGGAGAGAGCACAUGUCCGUUGUUUUAAGCCACCAAGUUUGUGCUGCUUUGUCAUGGUGGCCCCGGGAAAUGAAUACAGGUGGAUUCUAAGAAAUGGUGCUGAUGGUCAGAGAUAUGAGUAUUUCCAGGUCAUCAAUUUCAGCCUGUAAAACGCAGUUUAUACUAUCAUCCCAAUAAACACAGUCAUUUUAA
Messenger RNA from Vicugna pacos (alpaca), 7607 nucleotides. It is a transcript of the gene GLRX5, whose product is annotated as glutaredoxin 5. The record is from RefSeq and is a predicted model, not a curated record. NCBI's taxonomy places the organism in Eukaryota, Metazoa, Chordata, Mammalia, Artiodactyla, Camelidae. Gene Ontology annotation, cellular component: mitochondrial matrix.